AUGGCUAAUCGUAAAACAGUACCAACCAAUAUUGAAGAAACACCAUCAGCAGUUCCUGGAAGUAGCAGCGAUCUUGCUUCUACAAUUCUUCGAAUCUUUGGUUUUGGUCCCGAUAAAACAACGACGACCACAACACCAGCAACAACUGUAGCCAUAACUACACAAACAGUUCCCCGUGCCGUAUGUCCAUUUGGUGCUGAUCCACUAAUACUCUCCGGUGAAUAUGCUUACUGUAAACCAUCUUCGGUUGGUGACUGCCCAGUGGGAUUCCUCUGUGAUCAAAGUUUUGUACUCGGCAGAUCAAUUUGUUGUCAAGAUCUUCGUAGUCGUCCUGGAUCUGUACCAUCAAGUAGAGGAACAACAUCUGUACGUCCACCAUUCAGCUGGAACACUGUAACUCCAACUCAAACUAGAUGGGUACCAUACACAACUAUGCCAACUCGACGUGCGCCAUGGUACAUCAAGGAUAGCAAUGCACUAUGCGUAUUUACUUCAGGAACUGCAAUAAUUAAACUUGAAAAGCAACUUGACAUUUUCAGAACUCCAUGGACCAACAAUAUUUACAAUCGAAUUACUGAAACUCCAACAACAACCACUGUAGUAACGACAACACCAACCACAACGACAUCGACAACCACCACCUCAACAACCACUACAACUACGACAACCACCACACCGACAACCACUACAACCACAACUGAGGCGACAACUACAACAACACCACCAACCACCAAGGCUCUGGCAACAACGGCAGCUUCACUGAAGCCACUUAACCCAUGGGCCAGAAUCUGGUCUACCACCGCAGCUCCACGUAAUAACGUUAACGUUUCUGUGCUACAGUCAGGCAGCAUUCGUCCGCUAAAGGAUAACCAGUUUGAAACAGCUGGUGCUAUAACCCUCAUCAACGACAACGGAAUGCACGUCCUCGUCGAUACUGGAGCACCUAGUGAUACUGAGCGCCUUCUCCAAAGUUUAUCGAAAGAAGGUGUAACUUUGGAUGAAAUUGAUACGGUGGUUAUUACACAUGGUCAUCCAGGACAUAUGGGUAACAUGAACUUUUUCGGCCAAAAACCAAUUCUUUUCCACUCUAUUGAAUACAUAGGUCGACAAGUCAUUCCAACUGAACUUAAGGAUAGACCGUAUAGGAAGCUUUCAACAAACAUUGAAGUUUGGAAAACACCUGGACACACUCAACAUGACCUUAGUGUUCUGGUUCACAACGUUGCUGGCUAUGGAUCAAUGGCUGUUGUCGGUGAUCUAAUACCAUCGGAAUCUUUGGUCUCCGAAAAGAUUGAUGUAAUGGCUGAAGAAGGCGUGUGGGAUUCAGCUAUCAAGCGUCAGAAUGCAAACUUGAUCGUAUGUAUGGCUGAUUGGAUUAUUCCUGGACAUGGACAACCAUUCCGGGUACUGCCACAAUACAGACAAAAAGCAGGAUGCACUCGUUUGCUUGCUCAAAAACAUCUGUUGAACCAGUAA
Molecule: messenger RNA, 1476 nt
Organism: Enterobius vermicularis (human pinworm)
Lineage: Eukaryota; Metazoa; Nematoda; Chromadorea; Rhabditida; Oxyuridae
Source: the annotation of a GenBank genome assembly